This is a messenger RNA of Jaculus jaculus (lesser Egyptian jerboa), 1735 nucleotides long. It is a transcript of the gene Ska1, whose product is annotated as spindle and kinetochore associated complex subunit 1. Gene Ontology annotation, biological process: regulation of microtubule polymerization or depolymerization; mitotic cell cycle; chromosome segregation. Gene Ontology annotation, cellular component: outer kinetochore; mitotic spindle; spindle microtubule. The transcript is spliced from 7 exons. Lineage: Eukaryota; Metazoa; Chordata; Mammalia; Rodentia; Dipodidae. The record is from RefSeq and is a predicted model, not a curated record. The coding region runs from base 128 to 892 and encodes 254 amino acids. Gene Ontology annotation, molecular function: microtubule binding.
CCUCCUCGCGUUUCAGGCGGGGUGGCAGCAAGUGGGGUCUCUGCUCCGGCCCCCGCAGGCUGGGGCUCUGGUGUCGGUGUUCGCGGGCUCGUACGCAGCCGAGCAUCGCUCCGCAGACACUGAAAAGAUGGCUUCAGAUCUGGAACAAUUAUGUUCUCAUGUUAAUGAAAAGAUUGGCAACAUUAAGAAAACUCUGUCAUUAAGAAAUCUUGGCCAGGAACCUGCCUUGAGGAAUAUAUUAAGUAAAAUAGGAGCUGAAAUCAUUAUAGUAAAUGAACUUCUAAAUGAAUUUGAAUUGGAAAUCCAGUAUCAAGAACAAACCAACGCUUCAUUGAAGGAGCUCUGUGACUCUCUUGAAGAAGAUUUCAAAGAUGUGGAACAUCUCAAAGACAACAUUCCUUCCCAUUUGCCUCAAGUAGCAGCAACCCAGAGCUUGGUUAAUGAAUCAGAACGUAACCUUCAAGAACCAGUCAAAGUUGAAGAACCUGUACCAGCAAAGAAACCCUCAAAAGAACAAAGAAUUAUUAAAGAAAUGCCAUUUAUAACUACUGAUGAGUUCAAUGGUGUGCCAGCAUACAUGAAAUCUCGUUUAACCUAUUGUCAAAUUAAUGAUGUUAUUAAAGAAAUCAACAAGGCAGUAGCUAGUAAAUACAAGAUCAUGCAUCAACCAAAAGCAUCUAUGAAUUCUGUGAAUAGAAAUCUGUACCACAGGUUUAUUAAUGAAGAAACAAAGGACACUAAAGGUCAUUAUUUCAUAGUGGAAGCUGACAUAAAGGAGUUCACGACUUUGAAACCUGACAAGAGAUUUCAUGUCAUCCUGAAUAUUUUGCGACAUUGCCGGAGGUUGUCAGAGGCCCGAGGGGGAGGACUUACCCGCUAUGUCAUAACUUGAGGCCUUUGCGAUCAUUGGAACUGACUGGAAGUAGUGUGUAGAAGCUAGUCUUAUAGUUUAAUUACAUAUAAUUUCCUGGUCUUGUUUCUUAUAGAAAUAAAACCUCUUUUGGGUAAAGCACAUACAUUUUCAAAAUUGACUGCCUUUAGGAAAAUAGAUGGAAAUGGAACCAUCAUGUUAAGCAAAAUAAGCCAGACUCAGACAAAUACUGCAUAUUUUCUCAUAUGCAGAGCCUAGAUUUGAAGUUACAUAUGUGUGUGCUUAUAAAUGUGUAUAUGUGGAACUAGAAAGGGGCUCAAGAGGGAAGAGGUCUUAAGGAAGGAGGUAAAGAGGGUAAUGGACAUGUACCAGGAAACAGAAGAGGGGAGUGUUUGGGAGCCAGCCAGAAGGGAUUAGGAAACACAGGGGAGGGCAAUGAGAGAGGGACAAGUUAGAACAAAAUGUAACGACUAUCCAAAUGCAAUAAUGAAACCCGUUGCCACGUGUGCUUACUUAAAAUUAAUUUUUAAAGCUCCUUGCUUUUUAGCUGAUAUUUAAGCAUCUGCCAUAUAAAGGGUAUGUGCUGGCACAGAAUAGAACUCACGUCUACUUUGUGUGUACUGACAGUGCUGUAGACCUCAGUGACAUGGGUAUAGAUGUGACACUGGGAAAGAAAUGUUAAGAUAAGGCCAAAGAUAAUUCCAUCAAAGACACUUAACAUGUUUCUUAGAAGUGGGUUUGAAGGCAGCCUGGCCAGCUGACUGAUGUGCCUUCCCCAUGUGUCCUUAAGGAGCAGCUGUGUAAUGGAAGUGUAAUGACAUAUAUCUAGACACUGAUUGUAUAAUAAAUACAUAUUGCAUCUUU